Molecule: messenger RNA, 510 nt
Organism: Knipowitschia caucasica
Lineage: Eukaryota; Metazoa; Chordata; Actinopteri; Gobiiformes; Gobiidae
Source: the annotation of a GenBank genome assembly
AUGGUGAAGAGAAACGCUCCUCCAGAGGUCUCGUCCUGGGUGGAGUGGAGGGGGGGCAGGAGGGUGGCAGUGUGCAGGGCAGAGGGAGCCAGUCCUGCAGCCAACGUCAGCUGGCUCAUCACGGGAAACGCCACCACAAAGACGUCGGAAUCUGACGGCCUCAUCACCAUGGAGACCACUGUGGAACUCCCCACGCCAGAGCAAGCACAGAACAUCUCCUGCACCGUCACCCACCCAUACUGGGAUGAGCCCCAUGUGAUCAGGCCAGAUUUCAGCCCACGCCAAGCCAUGAGUCAGAAUCGUACCGCAGUUUAUGCAACUAUUGCCAUCAGUGUGGUUUUCUGCUUGGCUAUGCUGGUGUUGGGGAUAAAGAAAGUCACACAUUUGAGAAUGAAUCAAAAUUCAUCCAAAUCUCCAUCUGUGGAGGAGGUGGAGGAGGUGGAACCUUACGAAAGCUACGUCCAACGUGUCAACUCCAUCUACAACUCAUCUAGAGACUUGUUUGCAUGA